UGUGUAUGUUAAUAUAUCUACUAAUUAAGUUUCAAAUACUUGAUUGAAGGUCAUAGCACAAUCCGUGUUUGCCCCCGUAAGGCUCAUGCACGUGGCACGAAUCUCACUCUGUAGCCUUGAUUGUUAAUAAAAUAUAUCUGUAUUAUGUGAGAUAUAGUAGAGAACUAUCAGGGAUUUCUGACUACCUUUUACAGCAAAUUUAAUUAACUAAUUUAAAUAAGGACAAUUGAGGACAAAUGUAUAUUAUUGGGGAUUUUUUAUUGAUCUUAUGAAAAAUAAUGGCAGAAGUUACAGUUGCAUCAAGAAACAAAUGUUCAAGGAAACUAAAUCUGUUUAUUUCAUAUGCGUUUCUUUCUGACUUUGCAGCACAACUAGUCACGUGGGCGUGGCUAAACGUUUGACUUUGCACAUCACGUGAUGGUGCAUUAACAAAUCAACAAUUACCGUGCUCGUAUUCUUUAGGGGUAACUAAAAACGUUUUUAAGACGCGUUCGGGCGAGCUCGUGAGAAAUGUGCGAGCACAAUCUCCUUAGCUCUGGCUAUGUUGCUCCCCUUUUGAAUUUUCACUCUCCCGACUCCCUGUACCUCCAAAACCUUCGAGGCAAUGGAGUCCAUCUAUCUGGCCUUCCGCAGAUGUCCUACAGUAGAAGUGAGGUGUGCUCGCUCCCGUGGACUUCUCCAAAUGCGUGCACUCCUCCGGCCCAGAGCCGCGCCUACAGUGGCUUCGCUCAGCCGUUUUUCGGCAAUUCAGCCGCUGUGAGCGCUAGCCUCAAAAAGGGCUCACUGGAGGAAUCCGGGAGGUACUACUUCCAAGAUGUCAGCCACAAAUCAGACGAGCCAAGUCGACCUAAUGCAGCUUACGCAGGAGAGCAGAGCUCUGUCAGCAACGAAGUUUCAAACUUGGAAAGGCGACAGCAGAACAGGGUUGAGCCGAUUGAACUGACAUCCAUUGACCAGCCAGUGACCGAUGCUUCAAAGCCUCCAGUCCAACCAUCACUGAGCAGCCAGACUAGGUCAGCCUUCUCCGAUGGACUACCAUGGUGUCCCUCACAGGUGAGAUCAAGAAAGAAGAGAAAACCUUACACGAAGCCACAGUUAGCCGAACUGGAGAACGAAUUUAUGAUAAAUGAAUUUAUAAACCGACAGAAACGAAAGGAGCUUUCGGACAGAUUGGAACUGAGUGAUCAGCAAGUGAAAAUCUGGUUUCAGAAUCGCAGGAUGAAGAAAAAAAGACUCAUGAUGCGCGAUCAUACCUUCACUAUAUACUAAUUACUUUUUUUUUUUUUUCAACAAUUGUUGGGUUUGUUUUUUAGGUGGUGACAUCAUUCAUACAAGAGACUUUUCUUGCUAGUCCACCA
Molecule: messenger RNA, 1358 nt
Organism: Pimephales promelas (fathead minnow)
Lineage: Eukaryota; Metazoa; Chordata; Actinopteri; Cypriniformes; Leuciscidae
Gene: hoxd12a
Product: homeobox D12a
Biological process (GO): regulation of DNA-templated transcription
Molecular function (GO): sequence-specific double-stranded DNA binding; DNA-binding transcription factor activity, RNA polymerase II-specific
Source: RefSeq, a predicted model, not a curated record